Messenger RNA from Prorocentrum cordatum, 503 nucleotides. NCBI's taxonomy places the organism in Eukaryota, Dinophyceae, Prorocentrales, Prorocentraceae. The record is from the annotation of a GenBank genome assembly.
AGACCACCUCGCUGACGCGUGCCCCUCUCCGGACCGCGGCCCCAGGGCUCCGGAUGCGUUCCCCGAGGGGGCACGGCCCCCGGAGGCCGAGGCCGUGCAGCCGAGGCCGCGGCGCCCCCGUGCGGACGCGGCCGCGGCGUCCGCCGGCGGCGGCGGCCGCAGGUUCUACAGGGCGGAGGACGCCUCCGUCGCCGGCGGCCACCUGUUCACCUUCCUGCCGUCCCUGGAGGGCAAGUGGAGCGGCCACCAGGUCGUGCCCGCUGCGGCGCGGGGACGGCAGGUGACUUCGUCCUUCGAGGUCUCCUUCGAGGAGAGCCGCUGGCGCGUGCGGACCAGCACGGCGGGCGCGGGCGGCUGCGCGAAGGUCCGGCAGGCCACGCUCGAGCCCCACGGCCACGGGCGGUGCCGCGUCGCCGCCGAGGGCGCCCCGCGCGAGGCCGCGUACGAGGAGCGGUGCGGCGACCUCUUCGCGACGCUGACCGAGCGCUGCCCCUGGACUCGAG